Aptenodytes forsteri (emperor penguin) is the source of this 576-nucleotide messenger RNA. It is a transcript of the gene PTCRA, whose product is annotated as pre T-cell antigen receptor alpha. NCBI's taxonomy places the organism in Eukaryota, Metazoa, Chordata, Aves, Sphenisciformes, Spheniscidae. The annotation marks the transcript as partial. The record is from RefSeq and is a predicted model, not a curated record. The transcript has 5 exons.
AGUGACCUGGCCCCCGGCUCUGGCCACGCCGUCUGGAUCUCCAGCGGGAACGGCAGCGCCCUGCAGUCCUUUGCCUACGGGGCCUCCCGGGAGGAUGGCGGCACCGUCUGCACCGUCUCCCUCCUCCCUGAUGACCCCCCGGCCGAGGGGGAUCUCGCCUGCCACGUGGGGCCCGACAGGACCUCCCCGGCCCACAGCUCCAGCCCCAUCCACAUCACGGGCAAUGAGGGGGCAGCAGAGCCGUGUCCCGGCAGCACGGCCGUGCCUCCGGCCCGUGCCUCGGCAGCCCUGCUCAUGGCCGUCCGGGUGGUGCUGCUGAAGGUCGCCCCCUCCGCCGGUGGAGGAGAGGGGCGAGCGCAGGGGCGCUUCGCAGUGGCCGCUGCUGCUGUGCGCUUGGGCGGGAGCAAGUCUCCAGCAGUGCCCCUGCAGCGGAGCGGAGCCUCCCGCGGCCUGCCCCUGCUGGCGGCUGUCUUCCGUCCUGUCCUAGUGCCCCAUGUGGUGCUGCUGGAGCUGACGGCCGCUCGUGCAGUGACACAGUCAGUAGCCAGCACCUUGUCCCGCCACCUGGCCCGCUGA